AAUUGUCUAACUCGUGCAGAUGAUGUUGGACUUUCCAUGAAGGAUUAUUUUAAAUCACUAGCUUUUGUGCUCUAGUUGCCACUAUAAAAUCUCCAUCAUACACCAUGCUCUUUCAUGUGCUUCUUCUUUGGUUCCGUGCCAAGAGGUGGUCGAAGGCUCCCUACUGAAGUUCCUUGUUGUCCAUCAAACAAGGCCUCAAGAUGUUCAUCAUAGAAGACAAAGGGGAUGCCAUAGCUAUCAUGUGUGCCUCCCUCCUUUUCUUGGGCACAUGGCCAGCCGUGCUCACCCUGCUGGAGCGUCGGGGCCGCCUGCCUCAGCACACAUACCUCGACUACUCGAUAACAAACCUCUUUGCUGCCGUUUUCAUCGCGCUUACCUUCGGCCAGCUUGGUGAGGCCAAGCAUAACAUGCCCAAUUUCUUCACUCAGCUUAGUCAGGACAACUGGCCUUCAGUGUUGUUUGCAAUGGCAGGGGGUGUUGUACUCAGUAUCGGGAACCUUUCUACACAGUAUGCUUUGGCAUAUGUGGGUCUUUCACUAACUGAGGUUAUCAGCUCAAGCAUGGUUGUCGUUAUUGGCACAACGGUGAAUUACUUCCUAGACAAGCGCAUUAACAGGGCAGGGAUUCUUUUCACUGGAGUGGCAUGCUUCCUUGCUGCGGUCAUCCUUGGCUCUUCUGUCCAUGCUUCCAAUGCACUUGAUAAUGAACAGAAACUAAGUGGAUCCACAAACAACUACAAACUUGGGAAAACUGGAGGCACAGAGACAAGGAAACAAGUUAAAGGCAAAGUGCCUAUUUCAGAUGCUCCUAGGGACUUGGAGGAUGGAGCUUCUGCUGACUAUGCCACAAAAGCUGAAGCAGGAACUGCAGACUACCUAAUUGAGCUCGAAGAGCGGCGUUCAAUUAAGGUAUUUGGAUCAAGUACCUACAUAGGGCUUGGGAUAGUUUUCUUUUCUGGCAUCUGCUUCUCUCUUUUCUCCCCGGCGUUCAACCUAGCCACCAACGACCAGUGGCACACCUUGAAAGACGGUGUCCCACAUCUGGUAGUUUACACCGCCUUCUUCUACUUCUCGAUUUCGUGCUUCAUCAUAGGUAUCGGGUUGAACAUCUUGUUCCUAUACCGACCAAUGGCCGGUGUGCCAAAGUCUUCCUUCAAGGCCUAUCUGAAUGACUGGGAAGGCAGGCAAUGGGCUCUUCUUGCCGGUUUCCUUUGCGGUUUCGGCAAUGGCUUCCAGUUUAUGGGUGGUCAGGCUGCUGGUUAUGCCGCUGCUGAUGCUGUUCAGGCAUUGCCACUCGUGAGCACAUUCUGGGGCAUCCUGCUAUUCGGGGAGUACCGAAAAUCAUCGAAGAAAACGUACACCCUGCUCGCCUUCAUGCUGGUUAUGUUCAUUGCCGCUGUAGCAACGCUCAUGGCUUCAUCAGGUCACAGGAGCACAAAGUGAUUUGCUGCCCCAUCCUUUCAUCUUAUCUUCUAGUUUGUAACUCUUUCUGUCAUAACUCAUAAGAUCAUUACCAAAUCAUAAUGUUUGAUGCCAUGUGAAGUUCAACUUCGAAUUCCAAUGUUCAAACUGAUGCAUGGCCCAAUAAGUUGGUUGGUUUGGUUC
This is a messenger RNA of Lolium perenne, 1604 nucleotides long. RefSeq names its product ureide permease 1. Gene Ontology annotation, biological process: nitrogen compound transport. Gene Ontology annotation, cellular component: membrane. The record is from RefSeq and is a predicted model, not a curated record. Lineage: Eukaryota; Viridiplantae; Streptophyta; Magnoliopsida; Poales; Poaceae. Gene Ontology annotation, molecular function: allantoin:proton symporter activity; uracil:monoatomic cation symporter activity.